Molecule: messenger RNA, 690 nt
Organism: Cladophialophora carrionii CBS 160.54
Lineage: Eukaryota; Fungi; Ascomycota; Eurotiomycetes; Chaetothyriales; Herpotrichiellaceae
Exons: 2
Coding region: 1-690 (229 amino acids)
Molecular function (GO): protein binding
Source: RefSeq, a predicted model, not a curated record
AUGCUUUUUGGCUUAACUAACUCGGGUCAUCCACUUCGACUGGUGUCGCAGCAUACGCUAGCUGGAGCAUAUAAGGCGAAUGGACGGGUCAAGGAUGCGAUGCAGCUACUGGAAGAGGUGGUACGGAUUGAGCAGACCCUGCCGGAGGACGAGUCAGCUCGACUGGCAUCACAGCACGAGUUGGCACGAGCGUAUGAGGCGAAUGGACAGAUCAAAGAUGCGGUGCGGCUACUGGAAGAGGUAGUGCGGAUUGAGCAGACACUAGCGGAGGACGGUCCAGCUCGGCUGGCGUCGGAGCAUGAGUUGGCACGAUUGUAUAGGGCGAAUGGACAGACUGAGAGGGCAAUCAAGCUGCUGGAGGAGGUGGUGCGGAUCCAGCAGACAUUGCCAGAGGACAAUACCCGGCGACUGGCGUUUGAGCACAAUCUGGCCCUUUGCUUAUGGGAACUCGGUCAGCACUUUCCGGCUUUGGAGAUGAUGAGGCAUGUCGUGGAGACUUCCAGACGGGGACUUGACCCUGAUCAUCCUAAUCGUAUAGGAGCCGAGCGAGCGUUGGAAUACUUCGAAGAGGAAUAUCUCCGUGGCAGCUCCUUCAGGUUGCGGUCAGUCAUGACAUUCCAUUUCGAAAUUAACCUAUGUUUCCACAGCGAUAAGGAGCUGCCACUUGUGCAGCGAUCCGAGAAGCAGUGA